Molecule: messenger RNA, 2919 nt
Organism: Penicillium maclennaniae
Lineage: Eukaryota; Fungi; Ascomycota; Eurotiomycetes; Eurotiales; Aspergillaceae
Exons: 2
Coding region: 1-2919 (972 amino acids)
Biological process (GO): post-Golgi vesicle-mediated transport; endocytic recycling; phospholipid translocation
Cellular component (GO): plasma membrane
Molecular function (GO): magnesium ion binding; ATP binding; ATPase-coupled intramembrane lipid carrier activity
Source: RefSeq, a predicted model, not a curated record
AUGCGUUUCCGGAAGAUGAGCGUUGCUGGCACAGCGUGGUUGCACGAUUUGGAUCUUCAGGAAGAGGCCGCUCGCGAAGGCGAUCACACCAAGCUCAUCCACAAGAAGCGUAAAUUUAAGGGAAAGAAAGCUGUGGGGCGCAAGUCUACUGCGUCUGAGGCACGCAUGCCAUCCGGUCCUCGACCUUCCAAUAUCUCUGCCAAUUAUGAAGCUAUGCGCCGCCUUCGUCACUCGCCGUACAAGACGACCGACAUGCUCGAGUACAUCCAGCGCAAGCCUUACACUGUUUUCGCGCGAAAAGCCAAAUUGUUAAUCAUGUCUAUUGCACUCUGCCACACUUGUAUCCCAGAGAAGGAUGAGAAUGGCAAUGUCUCCUUCCAAGCAGCCUCGCCCGACGAGCUGGCUCUUGUUCUGGCAGCCCAAGAACUCGGCUACCUGGUCAUUGACCGCCAGGUGAACACAUUGACGAUCCGCACCUACCCCAACGGCCCCGAAGAAUCUGCCCAGACGAAGUCUUCCAAGUCAUGGAUCGCCCGGAAGCGUAUGUCAGUCGUGGUUCGCAUGCCUGAUCAGCGCAUCUGUCUCUUCUGCAAGGGCGCCGAUACCACUCUCAUGCGUCUGUUUAAGAAGGCCGAUCUGGCACAGGAGAAAGCAACCGAGAUUGAGCGCCGUGUUAGCAAGCGUAAGGCUGCUGAAGCGAACCAGAUAAUUCGUCGCAAUAGCGAACACCAUAGCCGAAAGGACAGCGGUGCUCGUAACAGUCUGAGUCGGCCUAGCUUCAACCAUCGCCGCUCUUCUGUCUCUGGGCACCAUGCGUCAGCUCUGCGCGAAAGCAUCGAUGUCUGGCUUCGCGAUCGUGAGACAGAUGGUGGUAUGCUUGACCGGAGAGCUGAUAGCGAGUACUACAGUCCGCGCCCGUCUGCACAGAUUGGACGCAACUCGACCGCUAUCUCCGACUCUGGCAGUGAGACGAAUGGCGAGGAAGACGAGGACUUGGUCGAAGAAGCUCUUGUUGUCAAUGAGGCGGCCAUCUUCGAGCGAUGCUUCCAGCACCUGAAUGACUUUGCUACUGAAGGAUUGCGUACUUUGCUUUAUGGUCAUCGCUUCCUGGACGAGACUACCUAUCAGUCCUGGAGGGCUGCGUAUCACGAGGCGUCCACCAGUAUCGUCGACCGACAGGAAAAGAUUGAGCGCGUUGGUGAGGAGAUCGAGCAGCAGCUCGAGCUGACGGGUGCCACUGCGAUUGAGGAUAAGUUGCAGAAGGGUGUUCCUGAAGCCAUUGAUAAGCUGCGCCGUGCCAAUAUCAAAUUGUGGAUGUUGACUGGUGACAAGCGCGAGACUGCCAUCAAUGUUGGGCAUUCUUGCCGUCUUGUGAAGGAUUACUCAACUUUGACCAUUCUGGAUCAUGAGAAUGGAGACGUCGAGCAGACUAUUGUCCAGUUGACUUCUGAUAUCAGUCACAACCGUGUGGCUCAUUCUGUUGUGGUUGUUGACGGCCAGACUCUUUCGAAGAUCGAAGCAGAUGAGAUUGUCAUGAAGCGCUUCUUCCAACUCGCCAUUCGUGUUGACUCCGUCAUCUGCUGCCGAGCUAGUCCCAAGCAGAAGGCGUUCCUGGUGAAGUCUAUUCGCACGCAUGUGCAAGAUGCAAUUACUCUUGCCAUUGGUGAUGGUGCCAAUGACAUUGCGAUGAUCCAAGAAGCGCAUGUUGGUAUCGGUAUCGCUGGUAAGGAAGGUCUUCAGGCUGCGCGUAUCUCGGACUACUCGAUUGCACAGUUCCGCUUCUUGUUGAAGCUGCUUCUCGUUCACGGACGGUGGAACUACAUGCGGGCGUGCAAGUACACCCUCGGCACAUUCUGGAAGGAAAUGCUGUUCUAUCUCACUCAAGCGCUGUACCAGCGCUGGAACGGUUACACCGGAACUAGUCUUUACGAGUCUUGGAGUCUGAGUAUGUUCAAUACUCUCUUCACCUCGCUGGCUGUCAUCUUCCUUGGUAUCUUCGCCAAAGACCUUGCUGCAUCGACAUUGCUCGCUGUCCCUGAGCUGUACGCCCGAGGUCAGCGACACGGUGGCUUCAAUAUCCGCUUGUGGCUGGGCUGGACCUUUAUGGCAGCAUGCGAAGCCAUGAUCAUCUUCUUUACGAUGUACGGUCUGUACGGUAUGUGUCACAUCAAUCCAAGUGACAUCGAUACCUUCUCCCUAGGCCUCCUCACAUUCUCGGCCUGUGUAGUGGUGAUCAACAUUAAGCUACAAGCCCUGGAGGUGCACAACAAGACCUAUCUCUCCAUCAUCGUGAUCGUCAUCUCCGUUGGCGGCUGGUUCCUCUGGAACAUCAUCCUUUCUGAGCGCUACACGCUAAGCUCCGGUAAAGGCGUCUACGACGUCCCCGAGAACUUCCUCCACCACGCCGGCGACAACCUUCUGUUCUGGGUGGUCCUUCUCAUUUCCGUCGCCUCCGUCCUCCUCUUCGAACUCACCAUGAGCACUCUCCGCGCCCUCUUCUUCCCAACAGACGUGGACAUCUUCCAAGAGUACGAGCAAGACCUUGAAAUCCGCAAACGUUUCGAAGAAGCCGCCGCUCCAGAACUUCAACAAGGCUGGGACCACGGGAACAAAAAGUCCAGCUUCGAAAUCGCGCGCGAAAACGCCGAAUUGGACGCUCGGGAACGCCAGGUCCAGGAACUCCUUUCUCGACCCCGCGUCAUGACCAAGUCUAAACCCGUUACCCACGAGAUCGAAUUGGAAGGCUACUCCAGCGUCAGCGUCAACGCUAGUCACGCAGACAUUGCGCCGGAACCAGCCACCGUCACUUACGCGGAACCAAUGUCUCCGGGAGAAUCGUGUGCGCCGAGGCGCUCAGUUGAGAUCCAUGAAUUAUUCAGUAAGGGCUUCGGGGCUAUUCGCAAGGGCCAACUGAAAUGA